This is a messenger RNA of Mytilus californianus (California mussel), 683 nucleotides long. Its product is annotated as heat shock factor-binding protein 1-like. Gene Ontology annotation, molecular function: transcription corepressor activity. The record is from RefSeq and is a predicted model, not a curated record. Gene Ontology annotation, cellular component: nucleus; cytosol. Bases 75 to 299 code for a protein of 74 amino acids. The transcript has 3 exons. Lineage: Eukaryota; Metazoa; Mollusca; Bivalvia; Mytilida; Mytilidae. Gene Ontology annotation, biological process: cellular heat acclimation.
AUAUACUAUAAAGUUUGCGCAUUACCAACCUCUGUCUUCCUGUUUAUAUUUUUCAUUAAAAGAAGAACACUGAAAUGGAUACAGGCAAAGAUUAUAUGUCCAGUGGUUCUGAUCCUAAAAAUGUUCAAGAUUUAACAGCUUUUGUACAAAAUCUUCUACAACAGAUGCAAGACAAAUUCCAGGGAAUGUCAGACCAGAUCAUUAAUAGAAUAGACGAUAUGGGAAGUCGGAUAGAUGACCUUGAAAAGAACAUUGCUGAUCUGAUGACACAGGCAGGAGUUGAUGAUGGACGGGCAUAACAUUCCUUAGACCUCAGAUGACGCAUCUUGUGUGCCUUUUCGUGUCACAGUCAUUAUAAAAUUAAUUUAAAAAAUCGCAGCUCAUAUUUUUCACAAAUUUUAUGACGGCUUCUUUGUGUGUUUUUUGUCUUGCCUCUGUAGAUAGUGUACUAUUUAUUAGGUCGUCAGUGUUUUGUUGGACCAAGUUUUAAAGACUUUUUAGAUGUGAUGAAUUUAGGACUAUGCAUAUAUCGAACAAAAAAGACAAAAGUAUUACACAUUCAUGUAUUUUAAUAUUUAUUGGGUGUAAGAAGUUUUAUUUUUUGAAACAUUAUAUGUGAUUGUGAUUUUCUUUGUUAAUCAAAGUUGUAAAAACACUGAAAUAAAUGUGAUAUUUGUAGAAAA